AUGUAUGAGGAGAGCACAACGUCUUCAUCGUAAGUUUUUUUGAAAAAUAAUUGUACAAUCCGAAUCAGAUAAUCUCUUUUUUAGUGCACCAAAAAUGCCCGCCGCAACAAUCGAUCAAUUCGAUAUCAUCCGCCACAUUGGCAGCGGAGCGUACGGAGAGGUUAGAAUCGCAGACAUACGCAGAAAAAAGCCCGAUUCCUUCCCUUUUGAAUUUUGAAUUUGAAUUCAUUUAUUUACAAAAUUAGGGUUCCGACAUGUACAAGAGAGAAGAAGAGGGAAGGACUAGUGGAGAAUAAAUAGGGGAAAAACCUCGGACACUAUGACGUAAUUGGCAGGUUGCGGCUGUGCGCAAGAUCGAUGGAAAAGACAAGAAUGUGGUGUACGCAAUGAAAGUGAUGGACAAAAAACGAAUGAGCAGACAUAAGGACAUGGUUGAUGUGAGUAUUUUGACGUAGUAGUAAGAGAAAACAUUGACCAGCCCGGGCUUUUCAAGGGCCUGUCUGGGCUUGGACUUUUGAAGCACUGCAAUAUUCCGAUUGGACCUAAACUCUGCAGACUUCUUGGAAAUGGAUAGAAAUAUUUUAGGUACAAGUCUCAGCCCGAUUGAACUAUCUGGAUCGGAGAUAUAGUGAUAGACCGAGAAAAUCUGGGCUUCUAGGCCCUACAUCAGAAACCUCUGGACCAAUUCUUUCGAUCGGGCUGACCUUUAGGCCCAUAAAUUUUAAUCCGUGUCCAAGAAUUGUUUCGCCGACAUCAAAUGUUGGUCGUUCUUGGUAGCUCGGUCACUAAAUGAAAUAUGGUUCCAUUAGUACUGAAAAAAAAAUUUGACAGUUUUUUUAAAUGUAGCUAACACCAAAAGAAGUGAAGCGAAAUAAGUUGAGGCCUCAAGUUUGGUCCCUAACUGAUUUGUGAGAAAAAUGAUGUACUUUAAUCGUGUGUAGCUUUUUACGUUCUAUCCGAUGAUAUUAAUAUCUCACACACUAAUUUUUUAGUGACCGGCCUCCUUUAAGAGGAAACACAAAACAAACACGUUAAAAAAAGAGAACAUGCAAAUACCGAAAAAUUGAAUUGCUCAAUACGGUGCUUUUUGAGUUCAUUAUGUAUUUCUACAGCACGAAUGGAAAAUCUUGACAACCAUCAACAAUCCGUUUUUUGUGAGGAUGUCACACUCCUUUCAAACAAAUAGAAAAUUGGUGUUUGUGAUGCCAUUAGCUGGCGGAGGAGACAUGUUGUCAAUGGUCGAAAGGGAAUACUUGAAUGAGACUGAAGCUCAUUUCUAUCUUUGCGAGCUUGUCGAAGGUGUCAGUUAUCUUCAUGAAAAACGUGAGUUUUUCGACAGUUUCGUCACAUGAACUGUGUUUUUUUUUAGAUAUUCUUCACCGUGAUAUAAAGCUCGAAAAUUUGCUUAUUGGAAUGGAUGGACACUUGCUGCUUACCGAUUACGGACUAUCGGCUACUCACUGCGGUGGAGAUGAAGCAAUUGAAGGCUUGAUCGGUACAAGACGUACGUUUUUACAAUCAGUCACUCGGAAAAAAUUAACCGUUUCGUUUUCCAGACACAAUGGCCCCGGAGGUACAUUUGGGUAACAAGUACGGAUUGGCGUCCGACUGGUGGGCAGUGGGAAUCACCUACUGCGACAUGAGAAGCGACAAGUGUCUUUUCGACGGUGAAGAUAACAAAGAAUACGCAGACAACACAGCGAAGGUAUUCAAAUACAUUUAAAUCAAAUGAGACGAAGUGUUUAGAAACGCCCGAGGUUCCCUAAAAACUUGACACCCCACGAAAGAGGAUUUGUGAACAAAUUAAUUGUUCGAGAUCCGACCAAACGCCUGGGAAGUGGCCAGAAAGGAACGGCUGAAGUCAAAGCUCACUGCUUUUUCAAAACAGUCGUGUGGACUGAAGUUCUAGAAAAAAAGGUGUGUAUUUUUUCAAUAAUCCAGUUUUAACUUCAAAAAGCUCUUACUAUUCGUUGAGCUACUAUGUGAAUGGUAAUGCGCUCGGGAGAGUUACCACUGAAUUGACGCUGUUCCUUGGCUUUCACAUAAAAAUUACCCUUUUCAGUUGACACCUCCGUUCAUUCCGACUGCCGAACAGAUUGCGAAUCUUCUGUUUUUCCCAAAAGCUGCAAACGAGAAUAAGUUCCCAAAAUUCGAGUAUGUUUCCAAGCAACUGUUAAAAACACUAUGUUCUUUUUCAGAGAGAACGAAGUUCCAAUUUUAUGGGAUGAUGUCGACUACAUGGACCCUAGCCUGAUUUGA
Molecule: messenger RNA, 2259 nt
Organism: Caenorhabditis sp. 36 PRJEB53466
Lineage: Eukaryota; Metazoa; Nematoda; Chromadorea; Rhabditida; Rhabditidae
Source: the annotation of a GenBank genome assembly